Messenger RNA from Nematocida parisii ERTm1, 3215 nucleotides. RefSeq lists its product as uncharacterized. The transcript has a single exon. The record is from RefSeq and is a predicted model, not a curated record. Lineage: Eukaryota; Fungi; Microsporidia. The coding region runs from base 1 to 3144 and encodes 1047 amino acids.
AUGGAAGUUUCAAAGGUAACCCGGAAAAUCAAAAACACAAGAAUGAUACUACUUGUUAUGCAUAUAUGGAUGUGUAUAAUGCAUAUAAAGAAGUUUGACAUUGUUGUUUAUGCUUCUAAUGAGACAGGCAUGCAGUCAUCAAAGAAGUCUAUGAAUAAUUCUAAAGAUAUAAUAUAUAAAGAACAACUAGAUAAUUCAUAUAGUACUCAAGAGGAUUCUUUAAAUAACAAAAAUACGACAACAGAUGGCUUUAUGGAAGUGUCAUCUUCAAAUCCAUUCAAUUCAGAUUCUAUGAAUAAUCCGUAUGCUUUUGAUUAUUACAUGCACGAAUAUAACUACACGUACAAUUCAUAUAACUUCCCUGAUGAGUUUUUGGACAAUACACCAGACAGCGAUAGUAUGAAUAAGACUCAAGCACAGAAUACAUGCAAUUCAUUACGUAUAAAUAAAAAUUCUAGCCCAGAACCGUACUCACUAUUUGAAUUAAAUAGUACUGAAUUUGCUUGUAGUAGUAAAGAACCAGAUAUUAUUCCUUCAAACUUAGUGUCUCAUUCACAGUCUAUGCCGAGUGACAGUAAUAAUGAAGAACUGCAUAAAACUAGCCAAAGUCUGGACAACCCCUGUACAAGUACAUCUAGAAAAAGAAAAUCAUGCAGUAAUAAUAAUACUGAUACUUCUCCUGGGAAAUUGUUAUCUAUAACAUCUUCUGUUGAAUCUUUAGAUGACUAUACUUAUUUAGUGGAAACUAUACAUAAUUAUAAACUAGAACUCUUAAAAAACAAGAAAGAAGAAGACAUAUCUUCUGCUCCAAUGUACUUUAAUCAUAGUAUAAGUAAUAUAAAAGCUGCGUUUUUGUCCUUGAAUAAUGUCAUAAGAACUAAUGGUACAAUAUACAAUAAUGUAUGGAUAGCACUAAUGGCUAGUUCAAAUGAUAUAUUUAUAAAACUAAAGAUUAUUAUUUAUCUGGCCACUUAUAAAAACAUAGAAGAAUCUCUCUUUACAAACUGCAAGCUGUCCUAUUAUCAUGGGGUCAUUUCAGAUUUAAACAGAAAAUAUAAGAGCUGUUAUAGUGUUCCUAAAAGAGAUCCAUCCAAAUUUAUAAAAGUAGAGGCUGAUUUAAAUUUAGUUACACUUGGUAGCAUAUACGCUAAAAGAAAUAUAAAUCUUCUGUGGCACGCAGAAAGUAUGUUAAUGGCUUACAAAAGCCACAAUAUAGCAUACUCUUCUUAUAAUACAGAAGAAACAGAAGAAGACUGGAAUGUAAAACAUGGCUUGUUAUUAAUUCUAUGCCUUCCUGAGGUGUAUGAAGAUCUUUUCUAUAUGAAAUAUGAAGAUAUUGGCCUACUAAAACAAAAGAUUCUGAAUAGUUCUCUUAUAUCAAAAACUAAAAAAAUAGCCAGCCAAUUCUGUAUCAUAGAAUAUUUGUAUGGGAAGGUUCAUAAUAAUCAUAAUAUAAUGAAAAAGGCAUACGCCGACAUACUAAAUAUUGAACUCAGAGUUUCUAUAUAUGAGCGUAAUUCCAUUGAAUUGUAUAUGCUUGCUUAUAAUACGUUUGUUUUUUUCUACAAGAACUCUUUUUGUUUAUAUGAAACAAAUACAGACUCCCAUAUAAGCAAUACUUCUACUUCUGAAAAAAAUGAAAAUAUAUGUCCAUAUAUGAAACAAUACACAAAAAUACAUCCAAGUAAUAGUAAUCUAUAUCAAGGAAAAGGUAUUAUUUUGACGCACAAUAAAAAAAGGUGUAUUAUUACAUUUGAAUACACUAAUAAAAAAGAGAAUAUUAGAAUAUUGGAUAGAAUAGAAAACAAACAGGUGAAAUAUAACCAUAUCAAUGAAAAGCAGAUAGAUCUGGGAUAUUCACGGCAUUACCACAUUCAGCUUGUAGACAAUGGCACACACCGCAUGCAUAUUUUACACCUUCCAUUUUUUGUGACUAAUGAGAAUGGUACUAUAAAGUAUCAUUAUAUACAUACAAUUCAAGAUAUUUUAGAGCAGGCUAAAUUUACAUUUUAUUCUAAAAGUAGAUCCAAUUCUUAUGGGGUAUACAAUGAUAUAUAUCCAUUUAAAUACAAUAGAAAGAACAAGACGUGGUCUUUGGUAACUAGGGAUGAUAACGAUCCGAUUAAAAAAAGAAAAGUUAAGAGUGGCGAUAAGAUAUGUGACAUGGAUAAAACCUUGGAAGAAAUGCAUAAUGAUGGAUUUGAUGUUGUAUUCUACUACAUUAAAGAGGAUAUACGAGUUACUGAAUUUGUGUUUGCACAGUUUAACCCUAUUGAUGCAGAGACAGUUAAUGCGGCUUAUAAGGAAAAUGAAAAAGAGGCAAAGAAGUUAUUUGACAACUAUAAGAUAGAUUAUAGUGUUCCACGAAUUCCUAUUUUUCUACCUAAGCUAAUGACAUCUGCAGUACAUUUUGGUCCAUAUGUUCUAAAAUCGAAUAAAUUUAAGAUUAUGCCGAAUAGAGACUAUAUGAACCCUGUUCCUAUUGAGUUUUCUAACUGGCUGGAUACAAUAGUUAAGAAGAAAGAUCUAAAGAUGACAAUUAUAGAGCUACUCAACAAAUGUAAACAUGAAAUAUACUAUUACAGUGAUUUCUAUAUACUGGGUCUAAACACCCCGUAUGAAGACUGUGACUGUUAUAGUAUGGAAAUUUUGCAAUCAAAACCUAAACAUAAUCGAGUGAAGAUAUUUUGGUGUGUAGAACAACAGCAUAAUAUAGGAGAAUACAACAACUACUACCUGGAUCUAAGUUCUAAACCUUCUGAUUCUAAUGGCAUCAAUAAAAAGACGAAAGUCAAUACUUUAUGUCUAUUCUUAAAAAUGAUUCAAAGAAAGCAUCCAUCACAGGAUAUGCUUCGCUAUGGAUUAUGCAUAUGUACAAGGGUUGGAGUAAAAGAGAGUGUUACAAUCCCUCUUGUCUGCCUAGAAAUGAAAUCUCUUAUGGAUGAUUUAUUUAGUAAACAUAGUGAAAUGCACCAUAUGCUUAGCCCAGCAGUAAAAGAAAAUAUUCAACAUUUAAAAAGACACCGAAACAUGCAUCCAUUUGAAAUUUCAGAUAUUUCUAAUAUAUACAUAUCUAUAAAAAGGAACAAUUAUACAAAGUCCAAACUUGGCCUACACUACAAUCUUAUGAGUGUUAUUUAUUAACAGCCUAAAACCACAUAAAUAAUCAAGUAGUAACCCAUCAAGUACUUAUUCUAUAAAUAUUAACUUAUUAU